Funneliformis caledonium is the source of this 692-nucleotide messenger RNA. The record is from the annotation of a GenBank genome assembly. Lineage: Eukaryota; Fungi; Glomeromycota; Glomeromycetes; Glomerales; Glomeraceae.
AGAUCACCACCAUUUCGAGCGAAGUAUUGGAAUUAAGGGAACAACUUGCCUCAUUGCAGGCAUUACUCAACAAGUCCGUUGCAUUCGAUGUUGUCGUUAGUCCUAAACGAACGAAGGGUUUCAAGUGGACCGUGAAUAUCGAACACGCGACCCUCGAUGGCCUCAAAGAGCAUAUACACCUUCGUGAAAUGCUCCAGCUGUUCGUAUCAAAGAAUAAUCUCAAGUUUACCGUGUUCAUAGAAACACCUUCGAAAGCUUUUUCGGAGGAUCCAUCAAUGGCGGUGUUCCCAACUUUUUCUUGCGGUAACGUUAAGCCAUCCCAGGAAUCGUUGGCAGGACUUAUGGCAGAAUUAAAGUCCCGCCUCGACAAUACCCCCAUCAAUUUACUUUCAAUCGAAGCCACGAAAUCAAUAUACGUCUAUUCCAAAAACGGAGGUCAAAAAAAGAUGAUUUUGUUAAAGGGAGUCGCACAGUGCGCGGUCCAGCUCGAGUCCUCCUUAUCGAAUCGCAAGCGCAAGGCUGAUGAAAUAGAAGAGGAUCAGAUGCUUGGAAGAGUUUUUGGGAUAGCUACUGAUGCCGAAAAAUUUUAUUUCAUGGAAUGCACGUUAGAUGACCAAGAUAGGCCAAGCUUUAAGCCAUCGGAGCCAGUGGUCGUUGUAAAUAACAAUGAGAAUAUGAAAACUAUGGUUUAG